Choloepus didactylus (southern two-toed sloth) is the source of this 4030-nucleotide messenger RNA. It is a transcript of the gene IGFN1, whose product is annotated as immunoglobulin like and fibronectin type III domain containing 1. Gene Ontology annotation, molecular function: protein binding. The transcript is spliced from 24 exons. The record is from RefSeq and is a predicted model, not a curated record. Lineage: Eukaryota; Metazoa; Chordata; Mammalia; Pilosa; Megalonychidae. The coding region runs from base 120 to 3578 and encodes 1152 amino acids.
GUGGAGGUGAUGAUGAAGAUGAUAAUGAAGAUAUCUGUGUUGAGCUCAAAUACUCCAAUGUGGGCUCGUGGACAGGAGAUCAAUCUCCCCCUUUGGUGUGGCCAAGAGGAGCCAGAAUUAUGGCGGAGAAGCUCCUCAAGAAGUCCUCCCUCCCUGGGGUGAGCGUCCGACAGCUGGUAGAGGAGAUCCCUGAAGGAUGCAGCCCUCCGGACUUUGAGCAGAAGCCCAUCCCCUUGGCUCUGCAGGAGGGGAGAAAUGCCAUCUUCCGGGCUGUGGUCUGUGGGGAACCCAAGCCCGAAGUGCAUUGGCACUGCACCAAAGGCAACCUCAGUGACUCCAGUAAGUACCAGAUGUCCUCCACCCCGGGCAGCAAGGAGCACAUGCUGCAGAUCAACAAGCUGACGGGUGAGGACACAGACCUGUUCCGCUGCACAGCCGUGAACAUGUACGGAGAGGCCGUGUGCUCUGCAAGGCUCACCGUCAUUGAAGUUGGCUUUCGGAAGAGCCGGAAAAGGCACCAAGAACCCCAGGAGGACCUCAGGAAGGAGCUGAUGGACUUUCGGAAUAUGCUGAAAAAGAGGGCCCCACCCCCAGCACCAAAGAAACAGAUGGACUCUGAACAAGUGUGGCAGCUGCUGAUGACGGCAGACCGGAAGGACUACGAGCAGAUCUGCAGGAAGUAUGGCAUCGUCGACUACCGAGGAAUGCUGCGCAAGCUGCAGCAGAUGCAGAAGGAGCGAGAGGACAAAAUGGCGCAGUAUGUCAACGCCAUCUCCAACUUGAGACACAUCAAGGUCACCAAGGAGGGGGUCGCGGUGUUUGACCUGGAGCUGGAUCUCAAGGAUCCUAAGAGCAAGAUUUACUUGUAUAAGGAUGGCGAGAUGGUCCCAUAUGGCUUUGACAACCAGACCAAACACUGUCUGCGGCGGCUGGGAAAGCGCUUCCUCUUCCAGAUCCAGGAUCUGCGGCCUGAGGACGCCGGCGUUUACCAGGUCAAGGUGGAAGACGCUGAAGUCUUCUCCACGGAACUGGAGGCCAGUGCCGUCCCCCCCAGGGUGGUGGUCCCGCUGGCCGAGGCCCACUGCGAAGAACAGGGCGAUGCCAUCUUCGAGUGCACUCUCUCCAACCCCUGUCCCAACGCUGCCUGGCACUUCCAGCGCCGGCCGCUCCGGCCCAGUGACAAAUAUGAAGUGUGUGUGUCCCCUGACGGGCUGACCCAUCGGCUGGUGGUGAAGGGGGCCCGUUUCUCAGACAUGGGCCUCUAUUCGCUGGGCACCGGGCUCCACUCCUCCAGCGCCUGGCUGGUGGUUGAAGGUGGGAAGGAUAAAGGCCUUCUGACCACAAGUGAUGACUGCCAGCUGCAGGCCAGGAGAGGGGGCAAGGAGGGAAGGUCGGACUUCCAUGGUGAGGAGAGGGAUACCACCCGAAGUCCCGGAUCCAGAUACAAGCCCAGCACCGGUGGUUUCUCCAAGGAGGCCCGAGGCCCUGUGGGCCCCUAUUCCCAGGGUCUGAUGGACACAAAAGCACAGGAAGGGGAGGCCGCCGUGUUCUCCUGCACCCUCGCCGGUGACCUGGGGCCUGGCAGCUGGUUGAAGGAUGGAGUCAAACUCACCACCCAGGAUGGCGUCGUCUUCAAGCAAGACUGUCUCAUGCACAGACUCUUCGUCGCCCGUGUGCAGGGGACCCAGGCUGGGAGGUACACCUUUAUGGCCGGCAACCAGCAGAGCGAGGCCACCCUAACUGUCCAGGAUCCCCCCACCAUUGCUCCAGAUAUGACAGAGAAACUGAAAGAGCCACAGGUGGUCAAGGCUGGGAGGCUGGUGACAGUAAAGAUUCUCUUCAAGAGCCGCCUCCGGGUCCAAGCUGCCUGGAGAAAGGACGGGGCCGAGGUGGUGGGCAGCGGCAGCAGGGGAGCUGCGGUGGCCCUGGGGGACGGCUUCACACAGCUGUGGCUCCCCAGCACUGGCAGGAAGGGCUGUGGCCAGCACAGCGUGACCCUGACGAGUGAGGGAGGUUCUACAUGGGCCGAGCUCACCCUGCAAGCCAUAGACAAGCCCAAGCCCCCACAGGGCCCUCUGGAGGCGCAGGAUUGCCACGGGGCUGGCAUCGGCCUCUGCUGGCAGCCUCUGUGGGAUGGCGGGGGCCAGGCCACAUGGCACUAUGUGGUGGAGAGGCGGCAGGCCGGCAGGAGCACCUGGCUGAAGGUGGGCGAGCUGCCUGCUGCUGGCACCACUUUCACCGACGCCCACAUGGAGCAGGGCGGGAAGUGUGCCUUCCACAUGAGGGCUGUGGCCUCUGAGGGAGCUAGGAAGGCCCUGGAGUCCAAGGAGGUACUGGUGGCUCCUGAGGCUCUCCCCAGGCCCCCCUCCUCCCCAGCCAUCCUGGCGGCCUCCAGCUGGGGCAUCACACUGGCCUGGAUGGCGCCUUGGGGCCCUGGUAGCGCCCGCCUCCUGGGCUACCUGGUUGAGAAGCGCAAGGCGGGGAACAACACCUGGACGAGUGUGAACGACCAGCCCGUGUCCGAGAGGAGGUGGACCGAGGUGGACAUGCAACAGGGCUGUCAGUAUGAGUUCCGGAUUACAGCCGUGGCUCCCUCAGGCCCCAGAGAGCCUGGACCCCCAUCGGAUGUGGUCGUUGCUCGGGACCCCCUGAUUUGUCCCAGGUUCCUCAUGGACUCCAGCAAAAAGGACUCGCUGAUGGUCAGGGCUGGGGACACCCUUCACGUGCCUGUCUGCUUUGAAGCCACCCCCCUGCCUGAGGUGACCUGGAUGAAGGACGGCUUACCCUUGCCCAGAAGAAGUCUGACCACCACCAAGGAUGGCCUCACCCAGCUCCUGAUUCCUGCAGCUAGCCACUUGGAUGGCGGCCUGUACACUGUGACGUUGAGGAAUCUGCAGGGAAAGGAGGCUGCCUACAGCUUCCACAUUAAGGUGGCAGCAUGCCCGCAGGCGCCCGGGCCCAUCAGCCUGCAGGAGAACGUUCCCGGGACGGUAACUGCAGAGUGGGAGCCCUCUCCGGACGAGGCCCAGGGGGUGCCGCUACACUACACGGUGCUGACCCGCUCCUCCGCGCACGGGUCCUGGCGUGAGGCAGCAGACCGCAUCCACACCAACCGCUUCACCCUCGUGGGCAUCCUCCCCGGCCACGAGUACCACUUCCGUGUGGUGGCCAAGAAUGAGCUGGGCGCCAGCGAGCCCUCGGACACCAGCCAGCCCUGGUGCAUCCCCCGGCAGCGAGAUAAGUUUACAGUGAAGGCUCCAAGCUACCGGGAGCCUGACCUGAGCCAGAAGCCCCGGUUCCUGGUGGGCCUGCGGACCCAUCUGCUGCCGCAGGGCUGCGAGUGCUGCAUGAGCUGCGCCGUGCGGGGCUCGCCCCGGCCUCGCAUUACCUGGUUCAAGAAUGGCCAGAGCCUGGAAGGAAACCCUACAGUCUACAGCACCGACGUGCUGGGCGUGUGCUCCCUCGUCAUCCCCAGCGUCUCCCCUCAGGACAGCGGCGAGUACAAGGCUGUGGCUGAGAACAGGCUGGGCCAGGCUGUCAGCACAGCCACCCUCAUUGUCAUAGAAUCCAGCUCCUAGCCCUGCUGCACUCCAGGACAGCCCCACCCAGCCCCACAGCCACAGGAUGGAUGAUGACCCCGAAGCUUCACUCUUGACACCAGGGGAACAAACCCCAAGGGCCUGGAGGCCACUGACAGUGCCCAGGCCCCAUCGAGAUGGGAGUGAGCUGGCUAGAAGGACAUGGACUCCUCAGGAAAGAAAAAGAAAAGAUGGGCAUGGGGGGGUGUUCAGCCUCCUGGCCCCAAAGAAAGUCACUGGAUGGGGUGACACUGAACCUCUCCCUCCCUCACCAUUUGGGUUGCUUUCUUCUCCACUUCAGGAGAUUCACUGAGAACCUGUCUGCAGGAUGUAGGCCAACUCCUUGGUUUCCUGGUGUGGGCCCCAUGGAGGGAGGCAAGGAAGAGCUGGACCUGCUGUGACCACGGGGAGGGCAGAUGAGGGAGGUCAGAGGACCUGGGUGAGGACUAGGA